Molecule: messenger RNA, 1843 nt
Organism: Suillus paluster
Lineage: Eukaryota; Fungi; Basidiomycota; Agaricomycetes; Boletales; Suillaceae
Product: FAD/NAD(P)-binding domain-containing protein
Exons: 8
Coding region: 34-1617 (527 amino acids)
Biological process (GO): prenylated protein catabolic process; prenylcysteine catabolic process
Molecular function (GO): prenylcysteine oxidase activity
Source: RefSeq, a predicted model, not a curated record
GACUUCCUUACACUUGUGACUUCACUGAGAAUCAUGCGCCGCCUCCUCAUAUGCUCGCUUUUAAUCGGUUCCAGCCUUGCUUUUCAAUUUCCCUUCAGCAUCUUCAAGUCGAAAAACUUUGUUCACGUAGAACAGGCUCAUGCCUCUCCAAGAAUAGCCAUCGUGGGCGCAGGCGCGGGAGGUUCCUCUGCUGCAUUUUGGAUAUCUAAAGCGAAGGAGAAAUUUGGAAUCGACGUUGAAAUUGACGUGUAUGAGCGUUCAGAUUAUGUCGGGGGACGCAGCACCGUAGUAUAUCCUUACAAUGAUACUACACUUGCUCCGUUGGAACUAGGAGCUUCUGUAUUUGUUGACGCCAACAAGAAUCUCAUGAGAGCUUCCAAGGAAUUCAACUUGACACUGACAGCCUUCGAAGAUGAUGAUUCGGACACUGGUAUCUGGGAUGGCCAGAAAUUCGUACUUGUGGUGGAUAGUGGCAGCUAUUUGAAAAGCUGGUGGACAACUUUGAAGGUGUUAUGGAGGUAUGGCUACACUGCCCCCACUAGAACAAAAGCCAUUGUCCAGUCAAUGAUUGACCGCUUUCUCGGCCUGUACACCCCUGAGUCUCCUCGCUGGGAUGAUAUAUCGACGUUCUCAGAAAAGUUCCAGUGGGGGUCCAUGACUAACCAAACCGCCUCAGAUUUUCUCGAAGGUAAGGGUGUUGGCCCGCUCUUUGCACGAGAGCUUGUUGAGGCAGCGACGCGUGUCAACUACGGGCAGAACGUGGACGAGAUCCAUGCCCUCGGAGGCGCAAUUUCAAUGGCAGCGAAUGGUGCAUCUGGCGUUGCUGCAGGAAAUUUCCACAUAUUUGAGCGAUUUCUCGAGAAUUCAUCUGCAAACGUCUUUCUGAACACGAAUGUCAAGGAGAUCAAGCGGAAAUCUGACACUUCUUCUUUGUGGACUGUCUACACAUCGACCGGUUCCCAGACGUAUAAAGGAGUUGUCCUCGCCGCACCUUUCCAUCAGACUAAUAUUAUCCUGCCCUCCGACUUGGCUGAACUCAUUCCUCCGCAGCCAUAUGUGCAUUUGCAUGUCACGUUGCUAACGACACAAUCUGAACGCCCCAGCCCGGAGUACUUUGGUCUCGCAUCCAAUGCUCAAGUGCCGAAAACGAUUCUGUCCACUUACGAGGGUGCUCGAGCGGGUGGGGUGGAGCCUGAGUUCAAUUCAAUUUCUUAUCAUGGAAAGGUUCGUAGGGUAGAAGGUGCAGCAGGAGACGCAACAACAGACUCUGAGUGGGCUGUAAAAAUCUUCUCCCAAGAGCGCGUCUCCGAUGAAUGGCUCGAGACAGUAUUUGGUAAUGUCGGCUGGGUGUAUAGGAAACUGUGGCAGGCAUACCCCGUGUUGCUCCCCACGGCAGAGUUUCCUCCAGUCAAGCUCGAUCAAGGUUUUUACUACGUGAAUGCUUUUGAGCCGUUCAUCUCAACCAUGGAAACCGAGACCUUAGCCUCGCGUAAUGUGGUUGAUCUACUGUUGCAUGAAGAAUUUGGAACUGGUAUCUGUGGUUCUCUGCUCUCAGAGAGUGAGAACGCAACCCAAAUCACAGUGCCGACCGACUUCGUGCUUGGCUGGGAUUGCUAGAUUACGCAAGCGCUGAUCAGUGUAUGAUGGAGCAUUCCGAGUGAACGAAUGACAUAAAUAUAUCCAUAUCUCUAUCCACCAGUCUUCUAGCUAACCAGCUCGAUCACACACCGGGGUGUGCAUACAUAGCUAGUUGGAUCAUAGAUGCAUAGGGAAUUGUACUAGUACUGCGCAAUCGAUAUCAAUACCUGGUGCGCCAAUUGCAAAGCGCAUUGAGUUCGAAGUC